Molecule: messenger RNA, 306 nt
Organism: Prunus mume (Japanese apricot)
Lineage: Eukaryota; Viridiplantae; Streptophyta; Magnoliopsida; Rosales; Rosaceae
Source: RefSeq, a predicted model, not a curated record
GUUUCUGGUGGCAACAUGCGUGACUCCUUUUUAGUAAAUGGUGUUGCCUUCAAGAAGACAUUUUCAUAUGCUGGUUUUGAACAGCAACCAAAGAAGUUUCUUAAUCCCAAAAUACUUCUACUAAACAUUGAAUUGGAACUGAAAUCUGAGAAAGAAAAUGCUGAGAUAAGAUUGUCAGAUCCAUCCCAGUAUCAGUCCAUUGUUGAUGCAGAAUGGAAUAUUAUUUAUGACAAGUUGGAUAAGUGUGUGCAGAGUGGGGCCAAGGUAGUUCUUUCACGGCUGGCUAUAGGUGAUCUAGCAACACAG